Molecule: messenger RNA, 1617 nt
Organism: Hippopotamus amphibius kiboko
Lineage: Eukaryota; Metazoa; Chordata; Mammalia; Artiodactyla; Hippopotamidae
Product: nascent polypeptide-associated complex subunit alpha, muscle-specific form-like
Exons: 8
Coding region: 1-1617 (538 amino acids)
Source: RefSeq, a predicted model, not a curated record
AUGGACACCGGGUUAGCGGCUGAGCCUGCAGCGGCCAAGCUUGGCCAAGACCCUCCUCUCCCCACGCCCCACACGCUUGCUCAGAAGCCGCUCUGCACUCCAUCUGGGCUGCCACCUGGGCCGUCCACCACCCCACUGCGCCCCGGAGGGCGCCCUCCUACAGGGAUAGGGCUGCUGCUCCCAGAUGGUCCGGUGCACGGAGCCUGGACGCCGCAAAGUCGGGGACAUUGGGGCUGGGGCUAUCCCACCCGCUCCCCGACAAGCCUGGAGUCCCGCCGCCCCCGCGCCCCUCGCGCCCCGCCCGGCCCCGCGCAGCCCCCAAACUUCGGACCCGCCGCCGCCCGCUCCCGCCGUACCUGCCCCCCGGCAGAGCGGAGCGUGCAGCGCCCCAAUAAGUCUGCGCGCGGCCCCGGGACCCCGCGGGAACUUCUCGCCCCACCCCACCCGGCGCCCCUCCCCACCCGGCGCCGGCCGCGACCCGCACCCCGCGGGACCCUCACAGGUUCUCUGGCCGCGACUCGGACUCCCGCCGGGGAAACUGAGGAGCGGCCCCCGCGCGGUCUGCGGUCACUCACUAGGCAGCGAGUCCCCGAAGCCUCCGCCACGGACCGCGUCCCCCCGACGCCGACUCGCACCUACCGAAGUUGGCGGCAGGAGCGGCCGCGCGUGCGCCACGGCGCCCGGGCUCCGGGGGGCGCAGCGACCUCCGACUCGGUCGCCCCCUCCGCUCACUCACCGGCCUCGCGCGCCCGGGACCCGCUCAGCAAUCUCCGUCGCGCCGACAACUCCUGGAUGGAGCGGCGGCCGGUGACACCGGUGGCACCACCCGACCAGGGCAGGGACGGGCAGCGUCGCGGGGGAGCCGAGAGUGGAGACGCAGGUGCCCGAGGUGGGCUGCACGGCUGGGACCUGCGUUUGCCCGCUGUUGGCAGGACUCUUCCACUGGCUGUCCUUCCUGGGAGAACCUGGGCCUUGGGACGGAGAGGCUUCUGGACGCUCUCUGGAGGCACCAAGGAGGGCUGCAGCGGGAGUGAACUCCCCGUCAUGGGCGGCAUGCCAGCCAAGGCAGGGGCCCUUCGAAUCACCGAGGGAGCAGCCUUGCCAGGCGCGUGGGAAGAGCGGCUCAAGCCGCAGAGCCCCCACCCCGCUUCUGAGCCGCCCUGGCCGGGCACUGCCCGGGGCCGACAAUGCAGGUGCCAGGCCUGGAGCAGGAGACCCCGACAUCCCGCCGGACACCUGCCCGAGGUCACCCCUGUCCAGGUCAAGGUCGUGGGCCUGGAGAGGAGCCCGGGAGAGGAGCUGGCCAGCGGGAGCGGCCCCACUGCUCCAUUGUGGGCGGGUGCCCGGGGCAGGCGGGAGAGAGCUAGCCAGGCUGCCAUCUGUAAAAUGGGAGGGGAGAGAGGGGGCAUAGGACCACCACCCGCGGGGGACAAACUCUUCUCCCUGCUCUUCACCCUGUCUGCCCCACCCGUGACAGAUGGACCCGGACAGGCGCCCCAAAGGCAGGUGCCUCUGGGAAAAGCCGAGCACACGUCGGUUCUUCUGAGGCUCCAUGGGGACCAGUUGGCCAGCCACUGCGGCGUUGGGCCUGAGCCUCUGUCCCGCCUGGAUGCUUAG